This is a messenger RNA of Pseudoliparis swirei, 1811 nucleotides long. RefSeq names its product methyltransferase like 21e (gene mettl21e). Gene Ontology annotation, biological process: peptidyl-lysine methylation. Bases 472 to 1191 code for a protein of 239 amino acids. Lineage: Eukaryota; Metazoa; Chordata; Actinopteri; Perciformes; Liparidae. The record is from RefSeq and is a predicted model, not a curated record. Gene Ontology annotation, cellular component: cytosol; cytoplasm. The transcript is spliced from 5 exons. Gene Ontology annotation, molecular function: protein-lysine N-methyltransferase activity.
UUCUAACUGCUCCUGCAUACACUCGCCCGCCUCCUUCUGCCUGGAAACACACAAACAUCCAGGAUUUUGCACAUGUGGGAAAAGUUCAAGUAUGUCUAUUACUUGCACAUAGUUCUAUUUUAACUGGUUGAUAAAUAUUGUUUUUCAUAUUUUGGCCCAGUAUUUUAACAUUACCCCUCCUAUUCACACCCAGCUCCAGUUCAACUGUCGUACAGAGCAGCUGUCACUGUCCGUCAGUCAUACUGCAAUAGACAGGGCUGUUGGCAGCCUGGAGAGAGCUGCACAUGUUGGGUGGAGUUGAAGUGGUUGCAUAAGAAGUCAGGAAACACUUUAUUUGUGUGUAACUAUUAAAACCCUGGAGGGCAACGGCCAGCAGCCUCGAGGUCUGGAUCCAGGUUGACUCGACUCCAAAGGGACCAACGAAUCAGUUUGCUGCUCUAUACUUUGUUUCCUGCUUCGACUCCUUCAAACAUGGACACGCAACAGUCCAAGGCCAAAGAAGAAACCGCUGUGGAUGCAGAGCUAGCUAAAGCCAUAAUGGCUCGGUGUUUCCACCCCUCCUUGAUCGGUACGGAAGCCUGGGAGGGAUACGUCUUUUCUGACAUGGAGAUCCGUAUCAAAGAGUCCACAGACCUCUACGGAGCUGUGCUCUGGCCCUCGGCGACGGUGUUGUGUCAUUUCUUAGAGACCAACCGAGACAAACACAACCUCACGGACCAAAAUGUGAUUGAGCUCGGUGCUGGAACCGGGCUGGUCUCCGUGGUGUCCAGCCUGUUAGGUGCUAAGGUGACCUCCACUGACCUACCCGAAGUGUUGGGGAACCUCAAGUACAAUGUCAUGCGCAACACCAAGGACCGAUGCAAGUACAUCCCUCUGGUCACCGAGCUCAUCUGGGGUCCGGAGGUGGAGCAGCGUUUCCCACGCGCCACACAUUGUUUCGACUACAUCCUGGCAGCUGACGUGGUGUACGCCCAUCCUUACCUGGAGGAGCUGAUGGACACCUUUGAUCACCUGUGCCAGGAAAACACACAGAUCCUGUGGGCCAUGCGCUUUCGCCUGGACCGAGAGAACUGUUUCGUUGACCGCUUUCGGGAGCGCUUCCACGUGGAGGAGCUGUACGACCUCCCCAGUCUCAGUAUCAAACUGUACCGAGCCUGGAGGAAGGACAAGAGGAUGAAGGACCAGCGAUAGAGUGACUGCAGAAUUAUGUAAAAUGCCUGUAUUGUUUUGCUGAAUGGGAAAUAUGUCACAUUGUGGAUCUCCUGUGUGUGCCAAUGUCUCCAUCAACUAAUCAAAGUUGUGAUCUAUGUUUUUACACAUUAUUACAUUAUGUACAAGUGUAUUUAACUACUUGAAACAUGUAAUUGUAUUGCAACACCAAAAUGUUCAUUGAAAUCCAUCUGAAAAUGGGUCAACAGAAGCAGUUUUUAUUUCUUUAUUUUAUACCUUAAUAAGGCUUAUCCUGCGAAACUGGAAGAGCCCACAUACGGCUACGCUCACUGACUGGCUCUAACUCAUGACGGAGGCGGCUGCUUUGGAAAAUAUGAUUGCCAGAGUAAAGAACAGUUCAGCCAAACUGAUCAAUUAUGGAAAAGUCUGAUGGCUUUUUUUACAAUAAGAGGAGGGGUCAAAUACUCAGGGGCCGGAUUUGGUUUUUUAGGGAAAUGCAAAUAUAUCUGCAGGGUGGUGUGUACACAUUUACAAGUAAAACAAAAUUAAGGGGUGCCGUUUUUGUUGUGUGUUUUGUUUUUCUUUCUUUUUUUUGUCUUUGGGUGUAUAUGUGUGUGUGUGUGUGUGUGUGUGUAUGUAUG